AUGGCAUCAAUGCUAUUGAGAUCAUGCAGGAAUAUCAACAGCUAUUUACCUCAUACAAGAUUAUCACCCAUCAACACACCGUCCAUCAUAUUGCAUCGCACCAUCUCAUCCACUGUUGUUGAAGGGAAUCUUCGUCAACUUAUGCGUCAAGUUCCUCAACCAGUUGUUAUUGUCACUGCAUGCGAUACAACUGCAACUCCUCAUCAGUCUAGAGCAAUGACAUGCAGUUCAUUCACUUCCGUCUCUUUGACUCCCCCCAUAGUGUCCUUUGCCAUCAGACAUCCUUCCUCCAUGUCACCACUUUUACAUCGAUCUAGCAAUUUCGCUGUGCAUUUACUAUCCAAACAGCAGAUAUCUCUGUCAGUUGCAUUCUCAUCUCCUAGCACUCAAACAAACUUUGCUGCUUUCUCUCAUCAUCUAGACGAUGGAGGAACUGGACUUCCAAUUCUUCAUGGAUCCUUGAGCGUGCUUAUCUGUCAGGCUGAACAAUCACUUCAAAUGGGCGAUCACGAAGUAUGGUUUGGUCGAGUCAAGCGGAUUGUACCAGGUCUCGGCGUAUCCAAAAAUCAUCCCAAAAUGGAUCCAUUAUUAUACUACGAAUCCAGUUAUAGAAGCAUUGGCGAUGAAGUGUUUUUAGAUGCAUUUGAAAAAGGAACAUUGUCGUUUGAUGAAUGGACGCAUCGGGCACAUUUACGAAUGGCUUGGAAUUACCUUCGCGAGGCUGAUGGGUGUUUAGAUAAAGCGAUUCCUCGUGUAAAAGAGGGAAUCUUUAGAUACAAUGCUGCCAAUAUACAGCGUGUCAAGACUGGCUACAAUGAAACCAUUACCAUUUUCUUUCUAAAUCUCGUGGUCAAGGCUGUUGAUGCAGACAAGAAACUAGAUGGUGAUAAUUCCGACUUUCUUGAUUUUCUUGGUCGCCAUCCUCAUUUGGAAGAGUUUGAGAUCAUCUUUAAAUACUAUUCAAAAGAAAGGUUGUAUAGCUCAGAGGCAAAAGCAGCAUUUGUUUCUCCUGAUUUACAACCUAUGCCUUUACAUUAA
Molecule: messenger RNA, 1038 nt
Organism: Batrachochytrium dendrobatidis JAM81
Lineage: Eukaryota; Fungi; Chytridiomycota; Chytridiomycetes; Rhizophydiales
Exons: 2
Coding region: 1-1038 (345 amino acids)
Molecular function (GO): riboflavin reductase (NADPH) activity; FMN binding
Source: RefSeq, a predicted model, not a curated record